ACAAACAUUUCGCGUUAUUCUCUCUCGCAGUGAGCAUGUGGAUAUUGGUGUUGUUACUCGCCCCGGCGUGGGCCGAGGAUGUCAUAGUGACUACUGGCAAAGGAACUGUGGUUGGACAGACUACUAGCGAUGGAUAUAAGACCUUCUUCGGUGUGCCUUACGCUAAGGUGGACGAGGGGAAUCCCUUUGGUAACUCACUAAACCAGCCGGCUUUUAAGAAACCAUUUAUAGCCAAUGACUCUACUAUUUUAUGCCCCCAAGCGACAGUUUUUGUGGGCGGAAUACUCCAAUGUUUGACACUCAACAUUUACGUGCCAAACCAAGCCGGUCCUAGUAAUACGAAGGCGGUAUUCGUAUGGUUCUACGGAGGUGGCUUCUUCUUCGGAUAUGCCGGCCAAUAUGGCGGUCAAUAUUUAGUCCAACAAGAUAUAGUAGUCAUCACAGUCAACUAUAGACUAGGCCCGUAUGGUUUCCUUUGUUUAAACGAUCCCAAAGUACCAGGUAACCAGGGACUGAAGGAUCAAAUCGCUGCUUUGAGGUGGAUCAAGGCAAAUAUCGGCGCGUUUGGUGGAGACCCGACGAAAAUCACGAUUGCUGGAGAAAGCUAUGGCGGAGGAUCCGUUGAUUUUCAUCUGUACUCUAUGUACGAAAAGUUAUUUGACAAGACUAUAGUCCAAAGCGGGUCGAUUUUCACUCCUUACGUAUUCGGUAAGGGUGAUCCUAACGCAGCUAUAGAACUUGCUGGAAAAAUGGGACAUGAGAGUAUGAACAAUGACGAUGCAAUCAAAUAUUUAGCAAGAGCCGACCCUGUAGAAGUUAUGAAAUUCGCACGCAAUUUGACUAACAUCUUACGACCAUGUAAAGAGAAACCCUUCAAAGGUGUUUCAAGUUUCAUGACAACAGAUCCCUAUCAUUUCCAAAAUUCAGCUAAAAUUAGAAAUGCUAAAAUACUUAUUGGUUACAACAGUAAAGAGACCUUUGAUACAUUCGUUGAUAAAGAUGAUGCUUUCUAUAAUGGAUUACAAAAUGCAUUCAGCGAGAGACUGGGCCAGAUAUUUACUAUUAAAAAGGAAGAAUUGGAAACUCUCGCUAAGAUCGUCCGUGACUUUUAUUUAGGAGGGAAGCCGAUAGCAAAGGAAUCAAGGCUCGAACUGAGCGACUUCUUGUCCGAUUUCAUGGUGAACCACGCAGCGGAGCGUUCGGUUAACAAUUACGUGAAAUUUGGAGCAGAAAAAGUUUAUAAAUACAUAUUUUCCUAUAUUGGAGGAAGUCCAUACAAGUCUUUGUCUGGAGUAGGAGCAUUUCAUACCGAAGAACUACAAUACCUUUUCCAAAUGACACAAAAUCUCACUUCUGAUGAACAGAUCAUGAUGCGCAACAGGAUGACAGAAAUGUGGGCUAAUUUCGCUAAGUAUGGGGACCCUACACCGCAAGUGACAAGCCUGCUGCCAGUGAGAUGGACGCCGGUGACAAAUACCGAAGCCAGACCGUAUAUGAACAUAGACGUGAACAUGGAAGUGAAGAAUUAUGUCAACCAGCAGAGGAUGGCCUUCUGGGAUCUCAUUUGGAACCAAUAUUGGAAGACUUCUCCGGCUAUUUAAACCAAAUAGAAUUAUACAUAGUUUGCAUAAUCAUUUCUUAUGUUUACACGAAUUAAAAUUUUUUAUCGGAUUGUUUGUCCAGCGACAAUGCAGGCUGCGAAGUCUCCGCACCGUGGAGAGUAGAAUUAAACAUAAAAAACGCGAAAUAAAGUUAAAUAAUUUUAUUCCCAAUAUUAUUUCUACCUAUUGCUGUUCACUUCUAAAUGUAGGCCUUCUCAUCUGAUCGCCAACCAUCUCGGUCAUAAGAAGCCAUCUAUCAACUUCCUGCCGCUUUUUUCAAGUCCCCAGUCCUUUGUGCAGGAAAUAUAUUUACGGAAAAAGCAA
This is a messenger RNA of Manduca sexta (tobacco hornworm), 1925 nucleotides long. RefSeq names its product esterase E4. The coding region runs from base 36 to 1601 and encodes 521 amino acids. The transcript is spliced from 3 exons. The record is from RefSeq and is a predicted model, not a curated record. NCBI's taxonomy places the organism in Eukaryota, Metazoa, Arthropoda, Insecta, Lepidoptera, Sphingidae.